UUUUAUUAUUCCAAGGAAAUUAAGUAAAGGAAAAAUAUAAAUUUUAAUUAAAUACGAAAAAAUUCUCGAUAACAAAAAAAUUAAACGUGAAAAAGCAAUAAAUCAAAGCUAUGAACAAUAUGAAAACAUUGAAUAUGCCAACGAUAACAGAAAAAACCGCGCACAAAUGUUGUCAUGCUGCGUACGCUUCAGCUGUUCCACAAUACCAACAAUAUCAGCCACAACAACAACAAUUUGCUGGAGCUCAAUAUGCUCAACCUUUGCAACAAGCCCAAUAUAAUCCUGCCGCUGCUGCUCCUCAAGUAGCUGCUUAUCAACCAGCUGCUGCUUCUCCUUAUGCCCAAACUUUGCAACAAUAUCAACGUCAACAACAGCAGCAACAACAACCUCAAGUGCAAGCUCAAGAUGCUCAACAACAAUAUGCUGAACAAUUGAGAGCCUACUAUGCCCAGCAACAACAACAACAGCAGCAACAACAACAAUUGUAUGCUCAACAACAGCAACAACAACUUUUGAAACAACUCUACUCCAGCCAACCUACUGCCGCCUCUGUACAAGCCACCCCCGCCCCAGUAGCCCAACCCCAACAGGCCAAUCAAUACUUCACCGCCGAACAAUAUGCCAGCUACUUGACCAGCCAACAACAACAACAGCAGCAACAACAACAAGCUCUCAAUGAACAACAACAACAUCAAUACUACUCAGCCCCCACCCAAGCUACUCACACUCAAGCCUACACCACCACUGCUACUCCUGCCUCUUCCUCCACCACUGCUCCUCGCAAUGGUUUGCAAUACUCUGCCGCCGAUCAAGUGUCGCAUGUCAAAUUCCAAAGUGGCAAUUUGGCCUAUAACUUUUAAACACUUCCGUGAGCGUUAACAAAAAGGUUGUGUUUGAUUAGCAUCGCUGAGUGCCGCCUUUUCUGUGUUCUUAGUGUGUUUUGAUUUUUUUUUUAUUUUUCAAAAUUUUUUUCUUCUUUUUUUUUGAAAAAAUUAUUUAAUUAUUUAUCUUCAUUUAUAUAUUUUUUUUUGUUUAUUUUAUCUAGAUUUAGUUGAAAA
This is a messenger RNA of Lucilia cuprina (Australian sheep blowfly), 1058 nucleotides long. RefSeq names its product mediator of RNA polymerase II transcription subunit 15. NCBI's taxonomy places the organism in Eukaryota, Metazoa, Arthropoda, Insecta, Diptera, Calliphoridae. The coding region runs from base 111 to 860 and encodes 249 amino acids. The transcript is spliced from 2 exons. The record is from RefSeq and is a predicted model, not a curated record.